AUGAUCGAGGACAGCCUUGUUGAGCUCGUCUACUCAUCAAAUUUCAUCGAAGUCACCGGCUCUGAUUUUGACGUGACAGAGAAGUUGGGCCGUGCCACUUUCCGAGGUCGGCAGGUUCAGGCUGAAGUCGAACCAAACAGCCCAGAAUACGAACAAGCAAGAACUGCGUUGGUUAGGUUGGGGCGACCAAGCUCCUUUCAGGACGUUAUACAGAGUCGGCAAGAAAUCAUCAACCAUGCCAAUGCACUAAACUAUGCUAUCGAUCAUAUCAUCCUCAAUAGCGAACCAGUCACGGAAGACUUCCUUCGAGAGACACAUGGCAUAUUAUGUGCUGGCAGGGUCUUAGGGGAAGAUGCAGGACAGCCCGGGGUGUACAGGACUUGGGAAAUCGCCGCAAGACACGGUCAGGAUAUGAGAAAAAAGUCAAUUUUCAUACGCUCAUCAGCCGUUCCUCGCUACAUGGAGGAUCUUGUGGACGAUUUACGCAAGGAUAUGAUGGCAGCAGAAGAUAACCAGGUGAUUGACCCCUUUGAUAUGGCAAAUCGAUAUUGCCAUCGCCUUGUUUGCAUCCAUCCAUUCGGAGAUGGAAAUGGAAGGAUGUGUCGGAUUCUACUCAACAUCAUUCUCCUAAAGUACGCUGGAUUUGUCAGUACGUUUGGUGGCACCGAAGCCGAGCGGCAAGAAUAUCUGGACAUAGCAAAGCGAGCCAACAAGAAAUUCCAUGAAGAAGACAUGGAAGUUCCCGAGGAGGACAAGAAAGGUCAUCAUGAGUUGGCGAGAUUCGUGCUGAGGACAUCUAAGCAGACAUUAGGAAAGUUGUGGGCAUGGGCUAUGGUUUAA
Molecule: messenger RNA, 840 nt
Organism: Daldinia decipiens
Lineage: Eukaryota; Fungi; Ascomycota; Sordariomycetes; Xylariales; Hypoxylaceae
Product: Fic-domain-containing protein
Exons: 1
Coding region: 1-840 (279 amino acids)
Source: RefSeq, a predicted model, not a curated record